CAAUCCCCUCUGAAAUGAAAUUUCUCGUGCUCUUUUUUGUUCCCAUUUCGUCCCAUGCGUAGAGGAGACUAGCUUAGCUAGUUUUAUUUCCAAAUUAGCCCCUCUCGUCUUCUCUUCUCUCGCCGCUCCGGUCAGCGGCUGCGGCGGCGGCGGCGGAGGAUCACGGUGGUUGUCGGGUUGUUGGUGGGUGAGGGGGGAUCGAGGAUGUGUGACAAGGAUCCGGGCAUAAAGCUCUUCGGGCGGGUGAUCCCGCUGGCUCCAGAGGCUGAGGCUGCUGCGGCGGCGGACGGCUCCGACCAGCCGGAGGCGGCGGCGGCGGCGGCGGCGGAGGUUGAGCCGGCGGCGCAGGAUGAGGAUCAUCACAAGGAAACAGAAGAAAGAAAAUAUGAUGAAAUGAAGGUUGAUGUGCCACAAGAGGAGGAAGAUAACGAAAUGAAGGUCGAUGCACCACAAGAGAAAAAGGAUAAUGAAGUGACGGCUGAUGUGCCAGAAGAGAAGGGAAAUGAUGAAAUGAGGGUUGAUGCAUCAGAGUCAAUAGAAAGCAUAGAGCCAGUCAGCAGAUCUACCUUGGACAAUAAAAAAGAAGAUCAGGGUCAGAUGAACAACGUUGAAGAGAAAGCAGCAUCAGACUCAAAAGAUGAAAAUGAAAAGACAGCAAAUGAUGAAUCAGGCCAGGACAAAGUACUUAAGAAGCCAGAUAAGAUUCUCCCUUGCCCUCGGUGCAACAGUAUGGACACAAAGUUUUGUUAUUACAACAACUACAAUGUUAAUCAACCCAGGCACUUCUGUAAGAACUGCCAAAGGUAUUGGACUGCCGGGGGAACCAUGAGAAAUGUACCUGUUGGUGCUGGGAGGCGCAAAAGCAAGAGCUCAUCGUUGCACUACCGUCACUUACUGAUGGCCCCUGAUUGCAUGAUGGGGUCUAGAGUGGAAAUAUCCAAGUCAAUGAACCCUGAAGCUUUCGCAUCUGCGCAUUCGACCCCUAUACAACCAAUUGGCAGAAACGAAACAGUUCUCAAAUUUGGGCCUGAGGUGCCACUCUGUGAAUCGAUGGCAUCAGUGCUGAACAUUCAGGAGCAGAAUGGAACCAAUGCUGCAGCAGUACCAACGGGUGAAAAUCAGGAAGAUAACUCUUGCAUCUCUUCAAUCACAUCACACAACGUGUUACCUGAAAAUGCAGCCCAAGUUGACAAGAACAGCACGCCGGUGUAUUGCAACGGAGUCGGCCCAGUGCCGCAGUACUACCUUGGAGCUCCUUACAUGUACCCAUGGAACAUAGGAUGGAACAACGUUCCUAUGAUGGUGCCAGGUACAAGCAUGCCAGAGUCUGCUUCCCAAUCUGAGAGCUGCAGCACCAGUUCAGCUCCAUGGAUGAACAUGAACUCCCCCAUGAUGCCGGUUGCCUCGAGGCUUUCUGCACCACCAUUUCCAUACCCUCUAGUGCCACCUGCACUAUGGGGUUGCUUAUCCAGCUGGCCGGCCACGGCAUGGAACAUACCGUGGAUCAGAACGAAUGGCGGCUGCAUGUCUCCAUCGUCGUCGAGCAACAGCAGCUGUUCAGGCAAUGGCUCCCCUCUGGGGAAGCAUUCCAGGGACUCCUCUCUCCCACUGAAGGAGGACAAGGAGGAGAAAUCACUGUGGGUUCCCAAGACGCUCCGCAUCGACGAUCCCGACGAGGCGGCGAAGAGCUCCAUCUGGGCCACCCUGGGGAUCAAGCCUGGAGACCCUGGCAUCUUCAAGCCGUUCCAGUCCAAAGGUGAGAGCAAAGGCCAAGCAGCAUCAGAGACUCGUCCUGCUCGUGCUCUUAAGGCAAACCCAGCUGCAUUGUCGCGGUCGCAGUCGUUCCAGGAGACUUCUUGACUCUUUACCUGUUGAAUUUCCUAUAGUUUUUGUCAGCACAGUGUGUGUACUGUAAAAUGUGUAUAGCAGUAGAGGUUUUGCGGUAUUCAGAAGGAUCAGGAGAGAGCUUUUUGUGCAGCCACUAACUUGAGGUGGAUAGGAGUUGCAAAGGGCUUUCAUGAGAAACUACAUCGAGAUGUAUAUGUAUUGUAAAUACUUGACAAACUGGUUGUGUACAUCUAGGUUAAGUCAGGAAAAUACACUCACCUGGUUUAGCUCUCCUAGUAUAUUAUACUACAUUGGUAUGUCUAUCUUUGUUUUUGAAGAAAAAAAAGGAGUGCAAAAGAUUCAGAUUAAUCAAUCUAACCACACUUGAUUUGA
Molecule: messenger RNA, 2220 nt
Organism: Oryza sativa Japonica Group (Japanese rice)
Lineage: Eukaryota; Viridiplantae; Streptophyta; Magnoliopsida; Poales; Poaceae
Product: cyclic dof factor 2
Biological process (GO): regulation of DNA-templated transcription
Molecular function (GO): DNA binding; DNA-binding transcription factor activity
Source: RefSeq, a predicted model, not a curated record